GGUUAUACGUCAUUCUGGAAUGACUGCAUCUCCUCAGGAUUGCGUGGCUGUAUGUUAAUUGAAUUGGCAUUGCGAGGGCGUCUUCAGCUAGAGGCUUGUGGAAUGAGGCGCAAAAGUCUAUUAACAAGAAAGGUGAUAUGCAAGUCAGAUGCUCCUACAGGGGAUGUUCUGCUUGAUGAAGCUCUGAAACACAUAAAAGAGACACAGCCUCCUGAAACAGUGCAAAAUUGGAUUGAGUUGCUUAGUGGUGAAACAUGGAACCCAUUGAAGUUGCACUACCAGCUACGAAAUGUCCGAGAACGCUUAGCUAAAAAUCUAGUGGAAAAAGGUGUACUGACAACAGAGAAACAGAACUUCCUUCUUUUUGACAUGACUACGCACCCUCUCACCAACAACAAUAUCAAACAGCGCCUCAUCAAGAAGGUUCAAGAAGCAGUUCUUGACAAAUGGGUGAAUGACCCUCACCGCAUGGACAAGCGCUUGCUGGCACUUGUUUAUUUAGCCCAUGCUUCAGAUGUUCUGGAGAACGCUUUUGCCCCCCUUCUGGAUGAGCAGUAUGAUUUAGCCACAAAGAGAGUGCGGCAGCUUCUGGAUUUAGACCCUGAGGUUGAAUGUAUGAAAGCCAACACGAGUGAGGUUCUGUGGGCUGUUGUGGCAGCUUUCACAAAAUAACUGCAUUCAGACUGAAGUGUUCUUUCUUCUUUCAUGUAAACCAGUUGUUUCUCUUCUAUUGACUAUUCGUGUUUUCUGUAAUUUGUACCUUCUCACAUGAUGAAUCGGCUCUUGUUUAAUGGGAAUUAUAAGUGGUGUAUUCCCUCCUUCGCUGUGUAUCUGUAUACAGGAUUCUGCUGGUACAAGAGACCUUCCUGUUGAAAAACAACAGAAAAAGGUUUUACUGCCAUAUUGGCAUUCCAUUUCCUAUUCAGUUUGAGUUAUCUGAAAUACUUUGUUUAAUCUGUUUUUUCAUCUUACUGUUACUGAAGUGGUUUAACAUGGAAAGCACCUCAAGAAAGAAAUGUGCAUGCAGUUGGAUCACUAGUCUCAGCUGACACAGAUGUGUGCAUGCAUCACUACUUCUGCAGGACAAUUCAUAACAGAUUAAAAAGGGCCUUUUUAAAUCACCAAAGCUCCUUGUUGAAGUGUCUGUCGGGACAUUUUGUACACAGAUGUUGUUUCGUUAUAUCUAACAAAAUUACUUCAAAAGCAGAGAUGCCAUUAAGCAGCUUUGUCAAUAGCUCCUGUAAAAUGCCCUAUAAAUUUUACUUUUCAUGCAAGUCUCUUGAGUACUUGUAUUUUCCUUAGAAUGAUAGCUGAGUCAAAAGGCUAGUAUAGAAAGGUCCAGUUGUUUCAUAAACCAGUUUUGGGAUGGGAUACAUUCCAUUAUAUUGUAUAUAGAGUUCCAAUUGUAUAUUAACAACUGCCCCAUCUUAGUAUUUUGCAAGAUCUACUUAGUUUUACACCUGGUGCCCCUUGUUUGCUGUCAGCCGUUGCCAUUUGAUGGAAAGAAGGCCCUCCUCUAAAGAUCAUGUAUGUGAAAGCUCUUUGUUUCCAGUGUCUGCAGACUUUGCCAUCCAGGUAUUCUCAGUCUAUGCAUUGCCUUUGAUAGUUAGUGUAUGGAAAGCGACUGC
Messenger RNA from Pterocles gutturalis (yellow-throated sandgrouse), 1628 nucleotides. RefSeq names its product golgi phosphoprotein 3 (coat-protein) (gene GOLPH3). Gene Ontology annotation, cellular component: cytosol; Golgi cisterna; trans-Golgi network. Gene Ontology annotation, biological process: Golgi to plasma membrane protein transport; Golgi organization; retrograde vesicle-mediated transport, Golgi to endoplasmic reticulum. Gene Ontology annotation, molecular function: phosphatidylinositol-4-phosphate binding. The record is from RefSeq and is a predicted model, not a curated record. The annotation marks the transcript as partial. NCBI's taxonomy places the organism in Eukaryota, Metazoa, Chordata, Aves, Pterocliformes, Pteroclidae. The transcript has 3 exons.